AUGCAGCUGCCGCUGCUCUCGUGUAGCCUUCUGGCCCUGUUCGCCGCCCAGGCGACUGCCACGGCUCUUACAUACAAGCUUGGCGCCAACGAGAAGGCCUGCUUUUACACCCUUACACAGCAUAAAGACGAGAAGAUCGCUUUUUACUUUGCUGUCCAGUCUGGUGGCUCCUUCGAUGUCGACUACGAGGUGACUGGACCCAAUGGCCGCUAUAUCAUGAGCGGCGAGAAGGAGCGUCAGGGAGACUUCGUCUUCACCGCGAGGGAUGUUGGCGAGUACAAAUUCUGCUUCAACAAUGGCAUGAGCACCUUCGCCGAGAAGUUUGUUGACUUCGAAAUUUCGGUUGAGAACGAGGCUCGUGUGACCCUCCCCUCGAAGCAAGGAGCGUCCCCUGAACAAACUUCAGCCCUAGAGGAGUCACUCUUCAAGAUCUCAAGCCAGCUGUCGACCAUCACCCGCAACCAAAAGUACUUCCGCACCCGCGAGAACCGGAACUUCAGCACCGUCCGCAGCACAGAAAAGAGAAUCAUCAACUUCAGCCUUGUCCAAAUCGCCUUGAUCAUCUGCAUGGGCGCCCUGCAGGUCUUCAUUGUCCGCUUCUUCUUCCAGGGCGCCAGGAAGGGUUACGUAUGA
Messenger RNA from Thermochaetoides thermophila DSM 1495, 633 nucleotides. RefSeq lists its product as uncharacterized. The coding region runs from base 1 to 633 and encodes 210 amino acids. Gene Ontology annotation, biological process: Golgi organization; endoplasmic reticulum to Golgi vesicle-mediated transport; protein retention in ER lumen. The transcript is spliced from 2 exons. NCBI's taxonomy places the organism in Eukaryota, Fungi, Ascomycota, Sordariomycetes, Sordariales, Chaetomiaceae. Gene Ontology annotation, cellular component: endoplasmic reticulum; COPII-coated ER to Golgi transport vesicle; Golgi apparatus. The record is from RefSeq and is a predicted model, not a curated record.